Molecule: messenger RNA, 2169 nt
Organism: Clonostachys solani
Lineage: Eukaryota; Fungi; Ascomycota; Sordariomycetes; Hypocreales; Bionectriaceae
Source: the annotation of a GenBank genome assembly
AUGGAGGGUCACAGUCAGGACCAAGACGGAAACGCGGGCAGUACACCAUUUUGGCCUGGUAACCCCCCACCACGUCGACUUCAUGACUACCAAUGUGAUGCUGACCAGCCGGCUUUUGUCAGUUACGAAUGCAAAAAACGCAAAACAAAAUGCGACAGUGCCCAUCCGUGUGGCCAAUGCGCCAAGGGUGGUAGGAAAUUUUCUCACAUCUACAGCGGGGCAGCCGAGACGAGGCAGAUUUUAGACAGGCUUUGCAAUAUCGAAGACCAGAUGCGGCCCUUGCGAUCUGCUUCACCUGUGGCUUCGGAUCCUGCUUCCUGUUCCGAGGUGCGCGAUGCCGGGCCUGGCCCCCCCGAACUUACAGACGACAAUUCUACGCUGGGCCCGUCUUCCCUCGAGCUGCCCCCCCCUGAAGAUCCUCCUGCUUCGCGGCGGGCUGCCAUGGGGCCAGAGGUGCCGCACAACCGACAUGAUGCGCUCGACAUUGGUGCCCCAGCCGAACCGUCACCAAUCUCAAGCGCCCUCUCCACCAACUGCUGCCCCGGCUCCGAGACCGGCACAGCACGCAUCUACACGCCAGCAACGGCCCACUACAAGUUUAACAUUGAUCUUGCCCAGACGAAUCUGCUGGCUCGUGGCAUCUGUCCGCCCGCCCGUAACGGCACCACCGCAAACGCCAGUCGCGCGGCGUCGCCAAGUCCGCGGGGCAUCAGUCCUACUACGACGCCUGUCGACCCUGUCUGGCUCAUCGACCGCAGGGAAGCGAUGCGUCUCUGCAACGUCUACGAAGAGGAGAUUAACCUCUCACACCCGUUCCUUGACAUGGCCACGAUACGGGACAACGUCAAGAGGCUGUACGACGCCAUAGACGUCCUCGUUGGAUAUGGAUGCACGGAGAUGCCACUCAAUGCCACCACCAUCUUGGAGAGAGAUGAGUUGCACAUCAUCAAAUUGGUGUUUGCCACUGCCUUGAUCACCGAGACGGGUGGUCCCGGCGGCCUGACCGGGGCACUUUUCAACGACGUCAAAUUUUCCACCCGCGAUAGGUUCUGGGAGGACAUUACCCUUCCAACCAUUAUAAUCUUCUUCCUGCUGGCAAUGUGGCAGUUCCUCGCCGACAACGACCGUCUCGCCUGGAGGCUGACGGGCUUCGUUGCGCGCUGGUGCCUCGAGAUCGGGCUGAACCAGUCUCGGUUCUUCCAGAAACUGCCUGCCAGCGAUCAUGAUGGGAAAAUGGCGGUCCGUCUCUUUUGGUGCAUCCAUGCCCUCGACCGACGCUGGGGUUUUGGGAACGGACUGCCAUUCGUGAUUCAAGACUCUGAUGUCGACGACAAGUACCCGCAACCGGACGACGACGUUCCGUAUCUCAAGGCCAUGGUGGCCUUUAGCCACAUCAUGUCGGCCGUGUGGAGCGCCUCGUACGCCUCCCCAAUCGAUCGGUCCAAACCCCAGGGACGGGACGAGGCGUCUUAUCUCGACUUCCGCAUUACCAAGUGGUGGGACGAGCUGCCAGCAGACCUAAAGCUGAGCGGCCAAGACGACCAACUGCCACGAGGCAUGAUGCGCCUGCGGAUCCUCCUGUACCUCAGGCGGUGCCAGCUCAAGAUUCUGCUCCACCAGCCGGUGCUGCACUCGCCGCUCCUCUUGCAUAAUCAUGCGCAGGUUGCCGACGGCGUGGUCCAGCUAGCCAAGGACGUGAUUCGCAGGCUGGAUGAUCUCCACCGCCUAACCGACAUUUACUCGACGCAGCAAAUGUGCUUCAACUACUUUCUCGUCCUCUCGCUCGGUGUCAUCUUCCUCGCCAUCACACAGGCGCCAGAAAGGUUCGUCCGCACCGUGCAGGUCGAGUUCAACACGGCACUGGAUUUAAUCGAGAGCUUAAGCUCAAAGUCGUACGUCUCUCGAAGGCUGUGGAGGUUCAUCAAAAGCCUGAGGCCUCUCGGUGAUCGACUAGGGGCUAAAGAUGCGACCCAAGCUGCUCAUGCCGGAGACCAUGACCAAGGCCACAUUGUGCCGGAUCAGAUUGAUCCUUUUCCUGAGUUGGGCAUGGGCGUCUUCUACUCUGCUGAAGACGGCUUUACUCAGUUGUUUGACGAGCCGAUUGAUACUGAACAGCUGAUGGAGAGUAUGAAGUCCAUAUUUGAUGCUAUUGAGGUAGACUCAACUUGA